GGUAUACCAAGUUGCUCCUACAGCGCGGAGACCUACUUGCCGCAUCACACGAUCACAAAGAUAACAGGAGCCCUGAAACAACCCUGAAAGGCACUUAAAAAUACCCAGACGCCGCGUAUGACAGUGUACUUGAACUUAAAGUCUCGUAGGCUGUUUCGAGAUUAUCGUAAUCGGGUUCUUCCGAUCCCCAGAACGAAGCGCUCGAGCGUUGUCCUCUUAGGUGGCAUCCUGCAACAAGAUUACAUAACUCGAUAGCACACCUUUCGACAUCAUUAACCACCAUGGAGUCAGCUGCGAUUGCAUUGUACUUGAACAAGAGCGCCCGAGGCGCACAAAAGCGCAGGGAAAUACUAGGUGCAACUCUGCAGGCAAUCAACACAGGAACCAUCACUUUCGCAGACAUUUCACACGAUCUGGCUGCGAAAGUGCGGUUCUCCACGCAAGUGACCGCGUAUUAUCCCCAGUCCCAACUCACCCCUUGGGUGGCGUACAUGCCUCCACAAGGGUCACUGGCAGUGAGAACGGAGGUUUCUGUUCUUGAGAUGUCGACGCUGGAAGGUGCUCGCAUACUCAUAGACGCCCUAUCAUCCCACUCUCGAAGCUUCGGGAGGAUCGUUAUUUUGAAUUUCGCCAAUCCAGUGAAAGCAUAUGGGCGUCUUAUCUGGGGCGCCAGACCAAGAAGAGUCUAUCCGCUCUACUCUCUGCAUCAUCAAGAUGAUCAGUAUAAGUUCUAUCAUCAUGCAAUACCAUUUACACCAUCGGCCGUCGUAUUACGCAAUGACGCUGAGGAGUGGGUAUCACCGUUCGAUGGAGGAGCGCUUGAGAACAGGAUUCUCGAGGUCGUGAAGGAGAGAAUGACCCGCAUUCUGUUCUUGUUUGAACAGCUAGGGUCGAAGAAUAUUGUUCUAGGAAGCUUUGGAACCGGCGCAUUUCGCAACAGCGUUGAGAGCGUCGCAAGAAUACGGGCGGAAAUGCUCGUCAGGGAAAUGGUGCGCUUCGCGCGGUCUUUCAACCGGGUGGUUUUUGCUAUUCUGGGGAAUGAUACUGUCAAUACAUAAGGGCGUGUUCGACGGCUAGAAAAUCAUCAUUUUUCUUUGUAUCCCGAGUUCCGAAUCCUGAUUGUACGCUGAUGUCAAAUCUGUAGAUAUUUUGAUGCACUACUUCUCGCAAACACAAGGUGAAUCAUCGGGGUCCACACUCUAAGGUAUUGUGUACAUCAAAUCACUACCCUUGCGGCAUCAUGGUUGUGGCUCCUCAUUAUGUCUUUUGUAUCUAGGCAUAACACCCACGACAUCACUCAUUUCCUGCAUGAGCUCGCUGUCAUUCUUAUGACCUCUCCAUUUUGGACUGUUACUGAUAUGUCAGAACAAGGGGUGGCCAGGGAGAUGUAUUCUUACAUUCCGUCACACACUUCCAUGAC
Messenger RNA from Suillus paluster, 1420 nucleotides. RefSeq lists its product as uncharacterized. Bases 282 to 1058 code for a protein of 258 amino acids. NCBI's taxonomy places the organism in Eukaryota, Fungi, Basidiomycota, Agaricomycetes, Boletales, Suillaceae. The record is from RefSeq and is a predicted model, not a curated record. The transcript is spliced from 3 exons.